Molecule: messenger RNA, 2157 nt
Organism: Panicum virgatum (switchgrass)
Lineage: Eukaryota; Viridiplantae; Streptophyta; Magnoliopsida; Poales; Poaceae
Exons: 11
Coding region: 504-1178 (224 amino acids)
Source: RefSeq, a predicted model, not a curated record
ACCAGCCCACCCAGCCAGUUCCCACCAGCCGGUCCUCUGCCUCCGCCGCCGCCGACCAUCUCCCUCGGCGCGGGACAGGAUGCCCAGGCGCCCUCUCCUCCUCCCCCUGAACACCGCCGCGCCUUGGCUGCCCCUCCCCUGAACAGGUAGCUAGCAGCUGCGACACCCUGUCCAGACCCUCCUCUCUCCCCGCCGUCCGGCUGACCACACUCGCGCACCAUGGACGCCGACGACGUGCCCAAUCCAGAAGAACAGCGGUUGCUGAAACCUCAUAAUAUUCUGCAGAAAUUGGCAGGCCCGAGGAGGAGGAAGGUUCGGCCAAGUAUGUUGCCUCAGCUCACGUGCAUAAGUAGCGCUUAAUGUUCCCUGCACACAUUAUGCCUUUGAAAUCGGCCUAAUCAAUAAGUGCACGAACCUAAUCAAUAAGUGUUUGGCAAGACGGCUGCUGAAACGACCCCCUCUCAAUCAUCUACAGAAAUUCACGGCCAAAGGAAGCUUCAACCAUGGCUGACGUGGGUGCUAGCUUGCACGAAGAAGAAUUAUCAGACUGGAUGUCACAGCUGUUCGAGAAAUUGGACUUGGAGGUGUAUGAGGAUAGCAUUUCCACUGGGAAGAUGGCUCAAGUAGGGACAUAUCCCAUUACAGAGGGGGGUAUUUCCUCUGAAAUCCACGGGAAAUCACAAGGAAAAGAUUCGACCAUGGAUUUGGAUGGCUUGCAUGAAGAAGAUCUGUCAUCAGAUUGGAUCUCGCUGCUGUUUGGCAAGUCAGGCUUGGAGGCAAAUGAGGAUAGUAUUCGUUCCAAAGGUAAAGUGGCGCAAGUAGAGACACCUCCACUGGUGGAGGGGGGUAUUUUUUCCGAGAUUGACAGAUCCUCGGAGAAGGAUUCGACCAUGACCAAGGCAAAGAAAGGAGAUUUGUUUGAUGAUGAUGAAGAUGAAUAUGUAGAUUGGAUAAUAAAGAUAUUGAAGAGUGGGGGGCAUGAUGAUAUCUUAUCCCGCUAUAUCCCAGAUGAAGGAGAAAAACAUGUCGCACAUUAUGAUGUGCCAGAUGAGUUCUAUGAUCCUAUUGAAAUGGACAAUGCCACAAUGGACAAUUGCAAGAGUAUGAAUAGAGUUUCUAAGAAAGAAACAAUUAAUAAUGGAAUCAAAUGGAUGAGGCAUCAAGCACAGGUUUGGUGAGCUUUGCUAUCAAUGUUUAAGUGUAGAAGCUCAUGACAAGAUUUUUCAUCACUACAACUUCACUAUUGAGACAGAGCAUAGAAGUACUGAUGUUUUGACUUCACAACUUUAUUUUGCUGAAGUAAAGCAACUGUCUGGUGUUAAGUCAUAUUUCUGCUGCCCGCUGGACCGAAGUGAUGAAGGUCACUGCUAUGGAUGCAAGAACCAGGACAUGUAUGACCUAAAGCAUCCUAGUACGGGUUGUUACGAGGUAGGAGCUGCUGAUAUAUGUUGGCCUUUUAUAGAUGACAUUGACUCUGACAGUGAUGGCGAUGAUGAUUGUGGUGCCCUUGGCUGUUGACAAGUUGCUGCAUACCAUCAGACUGUUCUACAUGGAUUCGAUGUGGAUCAACCAAGAAAUCUGGUGAAGAGCGUGACCACACAAUAGAUAGAGGCAGAGGAAUGUGUGACUUGUAUCCCUAUUGUUGUAUCAGGCUGUUGUUCUAUAGAGAGCAGGCUUGCUAGAUCUGUUUGUUAGCCAUUUUGCUUGGUGUACUUAUUCUUAUUCUUGAGGUGGCUAGUAUUACAGUAUGCUAGCUAGACAAGUGAUAGGGACCGAGCCGUAGCUCGGGUGGCGGGACCUCCGGGUGUGGAGGCCGCCGGUCACGGUUCGAGCGCGCUCGAACUCGUGAUUUUCCCACCGGGAACAGUAGUUCCCUGUUGUUUAGUCUCCGCUUGGAUGGAUUCCAAGCGUUUGCCUCUCACGCGUGGUGCCACAAAGGGACUGCAACGCACCCGUUGCCUACGGAGUCUUGGAGGUUUCCGGUGAUUUCCAGAAGGACGCGGUCUUCAUAUCUGUGUGUAGUUGUAGGUCUGCUUGUACACGUGUGGUGUGAGUGUGGUGUGCGUGUGUAGGGUGGUGCGUGCGUGCGUGUAUGAACAGAUGCUACAGCUGUACCCAGAUGAGAGGCAUCAAAAAAAAAGCUAGACAAGUGAUAUU